Messenger RNA from Penaeus chinensis, 1507 nucleotides. RefSeq lists its product as uncharacterized. The record is from RefSeq and is a predicted model, not a curated record. Lineage: Eukaryota; Metazoa; Arthropoda; Malacostraca; Decapoda; Penaeidae. Bases 860 to 1507 code for a protein of 215 amino acids. The transcript is spliced from 5 exons.
UAAUCAGUGAUUUGAACACAUUUAGGAAGGAUGUGACAAAUAAUAACUGAAUCCUAUGUCAUAACUGAACGUGUGAUCCACCCAAAACUUCAAAGUGAAUCGAGGGACCCUGUAUGUAAACUUUUUUUUUCCUCCCUCUCGAACCUCCCUCCACAUAGCUCUCCUCCACUCAUUUCUCCCCUCGUAAUGUGGGAGACUUAUGAGAACUCUCUUUACACUUGAAAAGACGUUCAAAACUUUUGGUUUUUCCCUGUCUGGAAGAAGAAAAAAAAGGCGGGGCGAUAGAGUCAACAAGAUUGAGAGAGGGAGAGAGAAUUCCUUUUGAACAUUUCAUAACUUGCAAAGACCUGAGGGUCCUCGAACUGAAGACUUUUAAUUGAAUAGCCUGAAAGGAAAACAUCUUUGAUCUUCGCCAUCUGCUGUGAGGUCGUCGCUGGAUUGUCGGGAUUAAUCCAAACGUCAAUCUAACGACAGACGAAAACUUCCUGAUAGAACCAAGGGUCCUGGCCACGUUAACACAUCCACACACAGCUAAUAGAAAAUAUCUGCACCCGCUCAAGACGCAUAUACACAUAUACACACACUCACACGCACUCAUAAUAAACCUAUCAUGACAAUCUUACCGAAAUCCGACGCACGAUAAGGAGUCGAGGAACCACGCAGGUCCUUCGACGUCGAGGAGGACCGAGGCACAAAGACGGGGGCUUCGCGUCCCUCGAGAAGCGGGUGUGAUGCACGUCGAGGCAGCGUCGAGGACGACCCUCGCGACGUCGGUGUGACGUGCAGUCCCUGCUUGCCCCCCUCCCCCUUCCCUCACCCGUCGCCGCUUCCGACGAAGCCCCGGUGCGUUCUUUAGGUGAUGGGGAGACGGUGGGCGUACUGGGUGUGGCUCGUGAUAAGAACAUGGGCGUGGUGGGUGAUAAUGUGCGGGCGGGCCGGCGCUGAUAGCUCUCCCUUCCCGGGGCGACCCACUCCGGGCACCCCCCCUGCAGCUGCGGCCGUCGCGGGGAAACUCGAGGGAAAGGCAGCGGCUGAUACGUUAGCCAACAACAACAACAACGUGAGACCCAACGUCGUGGCGGAGGUUCCUGGCAUCGAUGUCGGUCCGCUCGUGGCCGUGACCGUCGCCCUGGGAGACACAGCCAGGCUCCCUUGCAGACACCCACAGCCUCUCAAUGACACGCUGAAUCUUGUGCUCUGGUAUCUCAACCAUACAUCUCGGCCCUUCUUGAGCUACGACGCGCGCGCGGGGAAAGACCACCGCUUCCCGGCCCUUUUCAACGGAAGUGGAGGAGGCGGCGAAGGAGGGCGAGAGGGAGAGGACCUCGCCAGCAGCAGGAUGAGGCUGGAGGAAGGAGGGACGUCGCUAGUGGUGGAGGACGUGCACAAGGAGGACGUGGCGGAGUACCGGUGCCGAGUCCACUACCGCCUCUCGCCGACAUGGACGCAGAGGCUCCUGCUCACCGUGCCAGCACCCUGGUUGACUGAAAAUAUUCCAGACGGAUAG